This is a messenger RNA of Pleuronectes platessa (European plaice), 2883 nucleotides long. RefSeq names its product phosphatidylinositol-3-phosphatase SAC1-B. Gene Ontology annotation, biological process: phosphatidylinositol dephosphorylation. The transcript has 20 exons. Gene Ontology annotation, cellular component: endoplasmic reticulum. The coding region runs from base 61 to 1821 and encodes 586 amino acids. Lineage: Eukaryota; Metazoa; Chordata; Actinopteri; Pleuronectiformes; Pleuronectidae. The record is from RefSeq and is a predicted model, not a curated record. Gene Ontology annotation, molecular function: phosphatidylinositol-4-phosphate phosphatase activity.
CCGUCAUUAAACAACAAAAAGAAGAAGAAGAAGAAGUAGACACGUCACUGGGGAGGCAAGAUGGCGAGCGCCUAUGAGAGCUUUAACUUGCGCACCGCACCAGAGAAGUUUUACAUUGAGGCUUGCGAUGACGGCUCCGUGGAUGUCCUGGCGAUCGACAGGGUGUCGACUGAGAUGACUCUCACAGUGAGGAGGGACAUCCCGGUCUCAGCUGAGACCAGACCAAUAUGUGGAGUCAUGGGGACUGUACGUCUGGUGGCAGGCAUGUACCUGGUUGUCAUCACAAAGAAGCAGAAGGUGGGAGAUUUGCUGGGUCAUGCUGUGUGGAAGGCUCUGGACUUUGAAAUCAUCUCUUAUAAGAAGACAAUACUACACCUGACAGACAACCAGAUGCAAGACAACAAGGCUUUCCUGUCCAUGAUCAACAAUGUCCUUCAUACAGACAGCUUCUACUUUGCAACCGACUAUGACCUGACCCACAGUCUGCAGCGCCUGGCAAACACCAGCCCUGAAUUUCAGGAGAUGAGCCUUCUGGAGAGGGCAGACCAGCGUUUCGUCUGGAAUGGCCAUCUGUUGAGGGAAUUCCUUGCUCAGCCAGAGUUGCACAAGUUUGUGUAUCCCGUCGUCCAUGGCUUCAUCAUCAUGAAGUCGAGCUGCAUCAAUGGAAAGACGUUUGAGUGGAGUAUAAUCUCCAGGAGGAGCUGUUUCAGAGCUGGUGUCCGCUACUAUGUCCGAGGCAUCGAUUCUGAAGGCCACGCUGCUAACUAUGUAGAAACGGAGCAGAUUGUGCAGUUCAACAGUGCCAAGGCCUCAUUUGUUCAGACAAGAGGCUCCAUCCCCUUCUACUGGUCCCAAAGGCCCAACCUCAAGUACAAGCCAAAACCACAGAUCAACAAAACAGUCAACCAUUUGGAUGCAUUCCAGAGACACUUUGACUCACAGAUCAUUCUCUAUGGAAGACAAGUCAUUUUGAACCUGAUCAACCAAAAGGGCUCAGAAAAGCCAUUGGAGCUGGCCUUUGAUAAGAUGGUGACCAGUUUGGGAAAUGGCAUGAUCAAGUACAUCGCGUUUGACUUCCAUAAGGAGUGCAGUCGGAUGAGGUGGCACCGCCUGCAGCUCUUAUUGGACAUGGUAGCUGACAUGCAGGAUGAAUUUGGGUAUUUCCUGGUGGAUGCAGAUGGGAAGGUGCAGCUGAGUCAGGAGGGGAUCUUUCGGAGCAACUGCAUGGACUGUCUGGAUCGCACCAAUGUCAUCCAAAGCCUUUUGGCCCGAAAGUCACUGCAAUCACAGCUGCAGAAAAUGGGAGUCCUGAACAUGGGCCAGAAGAUUGAGCAGCAGAUGGACUUUGAGAAGUUCUACAAGAAUGCCUGGGCAGACAAUGCUGAUGCCUGUGCUAAGCAGUAUGCUGGUACUGGUGCCCUUAAGACAGACUUCACCAGGACGGGGAAGAGAACUCAAUGGGGCCUGCUGAUGGACGGCUGGAACUCCAUGAUUCGAUAUUACAAGAACAACUUCUCUGAUGGUUUCAGACAGGACUCCAUUGAUCUGUUCCUGGGGAACUAUGCUGCCGAGGAAGCUGAUAGGACCACCCCACUGCGGGACCCCAAAGACUGGAAGUUUUUGACGUUGCCCAUCGUCAUGGUGGUAGCGUUCUCCAUGUGCAUCAUCUGCCUGCUAAUGGCUGGGGACACGUGGACUGAGACUCUGGCCUACGUUCUGUUCUGGGGAACAGCCAGCGUGGUGACGGGUGGCCUCAUCCUCUUCAAUGGACGUGACUUUGUAGAUGCUCCCAAGCUGGUCCAGAAGGAGAAGCUGGACUGAAUGUGUGUGUGUGGAAAGCAGCUAGGCCCUGGCGAGCUCACCGCCUCAUCCACCAGCUCGUCAUCACUUUACCCCCAGCAUCAGCGGACCUGGAGCCUUUACUAAGAGAGGGGGGAGUGGAGGAGGCGGUGGGCAGCGGGGCAGGCCUCAUGUGCGAUGACGGUGGAAAGAAAGAGACUGGGAGUGCAUGAGCCGGCUGCUGUCCACACUGUAGCGAUAAUCAUGUGGACAGGACUGUCUGUCCACACGUUUCACUGGACACUGAACCUCUGGUGUUUGUUCUAACUGGAUGUCAUUGUUCUUGAUUUCAGAAGAUUGUGGUGGGACCCAUGUUAAAUUCCAUGUUUGUCCUCCUGCAUUCCUAAUGGAUGCUUGGGAUCAGAUUCACAACAGAAGCUGUGAUAUCACAGCACAGUUUUAAAUGAUUUAGUGUUUCUACUGUUGAUUUUCAUUUAGUGUUUUUACAUUUGUCAUUGACAAUAUGUUCCUGUCCAUUUGCAGUUACUAUGUCCCAGGUUACAUGUUGCCUGCAUUUCCAGAACAGUAACGGGUCAAUAAGGUGUCCAAAGGCUGGAAGAACUAGUCCUGGGUCGUUUGUAUUGUUUUAAAUUUUUUAUGUUUCACCUGUUGCGUGUUAAAAAUGUCAUCAACACACCCGCUCGUUUGCGGAUAUCGAGCGGAUUCUUACAUCGCCUCCUCCGAGUGCAUGUCUGAAAGUAAUUUAACACAGCCAGUGGACAUUCUUAUCUAAAUUCUGACUGUCGAAUUCUGCUUCUUUAUAUAUCAGCCUCAUACAAGAACAUAUUUGUUUUAUGAGCGACUCAUGUUAGUUUUUUGGGCACUCACCAUUUUUUUUUCUGUUGUAAGAUUUCCUGAGGUAUAGUCCAGAUCUGUCAAACAUUUUCUGACUCGACAUCUGACUUGAAAUCUUAAAGCCUUAAACUGAAUGAAUUGUGGGGGGGUUUAGGUAUUUUACUGUAUUUAACUCAAAUAAAAUAUAUAGAAAUGAAAUAAAUUAAUAAAGAUGAAUAUUGUGAUCCUCAUCACAGCUGCCGAAAUUAA